This is a messenger RNA of Juglans microcarpa x Juglans regia, 4315 nucleotides long. RefSeq names its product pentatricopeptide repeat-containing protein At5g15280, mitochondrial. Lineage: Eukaryota; Viridiplantae; Streptophyta; Magnoliopsida; Fagales; Juglandaceae. The record is from RefSeq and is a predicted model, not a curated record. The transcript has a single exon. Gene Ontology annotation, molecular function: protein binding. The coding region runs from base 94 to 3909 and encodes 1271 amino acids.
UUUACCAUAAGAAAAACAAAUAAAUUCUGUGAGACGCAAUUGAGUCUUACAGUUUCCCUCGUUCACCGCUGAAAACAAUGCAGCUGUACAUAGAUGAGACCAAGACUCGUCAGCACCUCCACCACCACCAGAGCUCUCCACAGUCACAUGCUCCAGUUCCUCUCCGCCAUAAUCCACUCUCACAGACCCCGCAUCAAACAGGUUCGUUCUCUCUUCUACCACUUCUCAACCUUACCCACCACCACCGCCACUUCUUUCACUGAUCCAUCAUCACCAUCAUCUUCGAAACUCCAAAACAACGAUACCCGCUUAGAUUUAUCUUCUGUGAAAUUCAAUGGCUUUGCACAGUCUGUCAUAUUGAAUUGUUCCCAUUCUUUGGAUAAGAAGAAUGGCAAGGACUUUGCUAAUGCCUCUGUCAAGGACCUCAUUUUCUAUAUAUCCGAUAUAGAGCCCAAUACUGCGCGUAGGUUUAUUAGGAUUUCGGUACUGAAACCCGAAGACGUGCUUGGAAUAUUAUUGGGUUUUCAAUCUGAGAACGGGAAAGUUAGGAUUGGAGCUAGGAAGGUUGAGACUUUGUGGGAAAUCUUCAAGCGGGCGAAUGAACAGGAUAACGGUUUUAAGCAUCUCCCUCGGUCGUGUGAGGUCAUGGCCUCCUUGCUUAUUCAUGCGGGUAUGCUUAGAGAAGUUGAAUUCUUGCUUUCUACGAUUGAGAGUCAAGGAAUUUCAUUGGAUGGUCUUGAAAUUUUCUGUAAUUUGAUUCAAGGGUAUGCUGGUGAUGGGGAAUUAGAAAGAGCUAUUGUGGUGUAUGAACAAAUGAGGGGGCGGGGUUUUAUGCCAUCGGUGGCCUGCUGUUGUGUUCUUCUUGAUUUCUUGGUUCAAAAGAAGAAAAUUCAGUUGGCGAAUCGAGUUUGUUGGGAUAUGCUGGAGAUGAAUGCUAAUUUGAGUGAUCCGGAGAAGGCUAGUUUUGAGAAUGUCAUCAGACUACUGUGUAGAAACGGACAUAUUCAGGAAGGAAGAAAUCUUGCCAAGAAGGCUCUGGUUUCUGGUUUGGAGCCCAGUAGCUCUGUUAUUAAUGAAAUUGCUCGUGGGUACUGUGAGAAGAAGGACUUUGAGGAUCUGUUGAGUUUCUUUGCUCGCAUGAAGUGUGUUCCAACUGUUAUUGCUGGAAAUAAGAUUAUGCAUUGUCUAUGUCUCAAUUUUGGCACAGAAAGGGCAGGUUUGUUUUUACAAGAGUUGAAAGCCUUGUGUUUCAAACCCGAUGAAAUAACCUUUGGAAUUUUAAUUGGUUGGAGUUGCCAUGAAAGGAAACUGAAAAAGGCCUUCUUUUAUUUGUCAGACAUGCUGUCCAAAUGUCUGAAACCCCAUAUAUGUUCCUAUAAUGCUCUUAUCAGUGGGUUGUUUAAGGAAGGUAUGUGGAAGCAUGCCCAGGACAUUAUUCAUGAAAUGGUGGAUCGGGGAACACCCCCUGAUAUAUCAACUUUCAGAAUACUGUUAGCUGGAUUUUGCAAGGCUAGACAAUUUGAUGAAGUGAAAAGGACAGUUUGCCAGAUGGCUAGGCAUGGUUUUAUUCAGCUCUCCUCAUUAGAGGAUCCGCUUUCCAAAGCAUUUAGGGUCUUGGGGCUCGAUCCAUUAGCUGUGAGGUUGAAAAGGGACAACAAUAUCGGACUUUCUAAAACAGAGUUUCUUGAUAAUCUUGGGAAUGGUCUUUAUUUAGACACGGACCUGGAUGAUUAUGAAAAAACAGUCACCAGGGUCCUUGAAGAUUCCAUGAUACCCGAUUUUAACACACUUAUAAUGGAGCAAUGUGGUCAUCGAAAGUUUAGAAAUGCAUUGCUAAUGGUAAAUGAAAUGGUUCACUGGGGACAAGAACUGUCUUUUUCUGUCUUCUCAGCAUUAGUACAAGGGUUUUGUUCAUCCCGUUCCCAUAUCAAGGCAGUCGCUAAGCUUUUGGAGAAAAUGCCAGAGUUGGCUGAUCAGCUGGACCAAGAAACUCUCAAUUUGGUUGUCCAGGCAUACUGCAAGAAAGGAUUGAUAAACAGUGGGAAAAUAAUAUUGGACAGAAUGCUCCAAAGGCAUUUAAUUGCCAAGAGUGAGACGUACACUGCUCUAAUAUUGGGUUCAUGUAAGAAAGGGAACUUGAAGGACCUUCAUUGUUGCUGGGAAGUUGCUCAAAGAAACAAAUGGUUACCAGGGUUGAAGGAUUGUAAAGCUCUUGUGGGAUGUCUUUGCCAGAGAGAAAUGCUCAAGGAAGCAUUACAGCUUCUUGAACAUAUGCUGGUUUAUAACAUUCCUGCAGGGUUAGAUAUUUUUUCAGUGUUUCUGGAAAAUCUUUGUGCUUCUGGUUUUACAAGAAUUGCACAUGUAUUGCUGGAUGAACUUCUAAAGCAGGGUUUCAUCUUGGAUCGUGUGGCUUAUAGCCAUGUUGUAAGAGGGUUGUGUAGGGAGAAAAAAUUUUCAGCGGCCUUUAUGAUGUUGGACAAUAUGCUAGCCAAGAAUUUAGUUCCUUGCUUGGAUGUGUCUGUUUUAUUAAUUCCUCAGCUAUGUAGAGUUGGCAGAUUUGAGAAAGCUAUUGCCUUAAAAGAGAUUGCUUUAAGAGAGCAAAUUUUAGAUUCAUCUUCUUUACAAGGUGCGCUUGUAAAAGGGUUUUGUAUGACAGGAAAUGUUCGAGAAGUGGCCACUGUAUUCCAGGAUAUUCUGUUUAAGGGGCUGCUUUCAGCUGUGGAACUUUAUAACAUGCUGGUCCAAGGGCAUUGUCAAGUGAAAAACUUGAGGAAAGUUUGGGAGCUACUAGGUGGUUUUAUAAGAAAAAAUUUAAGUCUCUCAAUCUCGAGCUACAGGAAUCUGGUGCGCUUGAUGCUUUUGGAGGGUAGGGUCCCUCAUGCACUGAAUCUCACAGCGCUUAUGCUUGGACAAAGCAAGUCUCAUGAUCUCAUCAUCUACAACAUUCUCAUAUUCUAUCUCUUCGCAACGGGGAACAGUUCACUUGUCAAGAAUAUAUUAUAUCAAUUGCAAGAAAAGGAACUACUGCACAAUGAAGUUACUUAUAAUUUUCUUAUUUAUGGGUUUUCUCAGUGUAAAGAUGUAUCAAGUACUGCACACUGUCUUUCUACUAUGAUUUCUAAGGAACUUAGGCCCAGUAAUCGGAGCUUGAGAAGAGUAAUAAGCAGCCUGUGUGGUGCUGGGGAGCUUGGAAAGGCCUUGUACUUGAGUCAAGAAAUGGAAUUAAGAGGCUGGGUUCAUGGUUCAAUCAUUCAAAAUGCAAUUGUUGAGGGCCUUAUCUCUCUUGGUAAGCUUCAUGAAGCAGAAGAUCUGUUGGACAGGAUGGUUGAAAAAUGUCUAAUUCCUGACAAUAUCAAUUAUGAUAAUCUGAUUAAGCGCUUCUGUUUGCUCGAUAGACUGAACAAGGCAGUUGAUCUUCUGAACAUAAUGUUGAAGAAAGGAACUGUCCCAAAUUCUAGUAGUUACGAUUCAGUAAUUCAAGGUUUCUGUACCCAAAAUAGAUUGGAUGAAGCCAUGGAUUUUUAUACUGAGAUGUUAUAUAGGGAUCUUAAGCCUAGCAUCAAAACUUCUGGCAUGCUUGUUCAUGCCUUAUGCCAAAAUGGGAGAACUGCAGAAGCUGAAAAUUUACUAAUUUCUAUUCUUCAGGUUGGUGAAAGUACAAGGGAGAUGUACUGUGCUGUAGUUAAUAGGAAUCGCUUAGAAAACAAUCUCAAGAAGGCAUCGGAGCUCAUGCAUGUGAUGCAACAAAGGGGUUAUGAUCCAGACUUUGAGACACACUGGUCUCUCAUAAGCAAUUUAAGCAAUUCCAGUGACAAGGACGAUUGCAACAACAACCAGGGCUUUCUGUCAAGUCUGCUUUCCGUAAGUGGAUUUGCUGGCAAAAGGGGUUCCAAGGCCGAACUGGGAUAAUUCGGCAACAUCAAACUGGGCUUUUUGAGUUCUAUUCAAUUUAGGCUGUGGUCGGUUCUCCCUAGAAACUUCAAACGGUUGCUUCUGAGCGUACUGGUUUCACUAACUCUAUUUUCCGUGAGGCUAUUGGAGUACUGGACGUAAUCAUGUUGGACAGACGGUCUUAUUGAAACCUUAAACUUUGUUGAGAAGUGUUAACACCCAUUUUGUUGCAAUAUGUUUCCAUUGCCGUGGUGCUUUUGCUAAAAUAAGGCAUGUACUAGAACUGCAAAACAAUUUAGACUUCUACAUUUUGUAAGCCCGUUAGAUAGAGUAGAACAACUGUAGAAUUACUAAUUGAGAUCAUUUCCAGUGUACAAUGACCAUCGUAUUAUCAAAAAUCGAAUAUGCGACGCAUCUUUAAGAG